AUGGUCACAUUGAGAGGGGAACAAAUGGGAAAUUCGCCCUCCAGUUCUAUUCCUUUGGAUGAGACGGCGAAGAAGAAUCUGACGCCCAAAAUUCCAAUGUCUUUCUUGGUUGCCAAACCGGCGAAAUCCUUCUUCCUUAAUUGGAAGAGCAAGAACAAGUCUCUCCAUUUUUUUGGGGGAGCAGAGCAGUCAAAGAAUGAAACAGAUCAAAUGAUUGUUCUAGAAUGGCUAUUUCUCACAAUUGCUCCUUAUGAUGCAGCGGAACCAUGGCAAUUAGGAUCUCAAGACGCAGCAACACCUAUGAUGCAAGGAAUAAUAGAGUUACAUCACAAUAUCUUUUUCUUGCUCAUUCUUAUUUUGGUUUUCGUCUCACGGAUCUUGGUUCGCGCUUUAUGGCAUUUCCAAAAAGAAAAAAAUCCAAUCCCGCAAAGAAUUGUUCAUGGAACUACUAUCGAGAUUCUUCGGACCAUAUUUCCUAGUAUCAUCCCGAUGUUCAUUGCUAUACCAUCAUUUGCUCUCUUAUACUCAAUGGACGAGGUAGUAGUAAAUCCAACCAUUACUAUCAAAGCUAUUGGACAUCAAUGGUAUCAGAGUACGCCUCUUCAUGAGGGUGAUUUAAGUGCAACGAAAUGCCUUAAGAAUAUUGUUCGCAAAGCAUCUGGCUUACCGGUAAUGUCCCAUUCCCGCCGUCGAGAGACUUAAAUAACUAUAGCAUGCCAGAAACGGGGAGUUGAGAUGGUUAGACCUAGACCCCGAAAUGCUCCCAGCAUAGAAGCCUGUGGUUCCAUCUUGUUGUUGCUGGAGGUACACAUCCGUCUUCUCGGUGUGGCGCGAUAUACGAGAAAUAGAUGCUCAGCCUGAAAUGUCCGAUAACGGCGCUGAAGUAGUGAAUCUAUCGGCACCAUAGAUGUGGCAUACAACUUUGGACCUAACGGCUGACCCAGUAACCUUUCGGAAUGGGGAAUCCCCGUUGGCAACAACCACGGUAGUAGUUGCAGAACUACUGGGCCGGGAGAGGACAACCUCUUGUUCCGGCUCCUCUUUCUUCGCUUCGGGGACGGAGGUCCUAAAGUAGGUAACAGCAGGUACAAGCAACUUGACCGAAGGGGACCGACGCUUCUACUCUUCCACCGAGGAGCCGUUCGCAGCGAGAAGCAAGGGAUGUCGUGAACGGUGGGAGGUCACAGAGAAUUUACCUAUUCAUAGAGUGAUCCUAUGAUCGAUAUAGGAUAUAGACUAUCUCUUUCUUUAUUCGAUUCUUUUUCUGAAAAAAAAGAAGGGUGACUCAACUUCUCAGCUAGAGUUGGUGGUGGGACUUGUUGGCAUAAUGCAAGCUGGAACAUAGGAAUUCGAGGUAUCAUGAACUACUACUAAAAACCAACUUUUUUUUUCUUUUUGGACAAACGAUAUCAGGUCAGGUCUAUGGAUGGAUCCAGAUCUACGGGCCAGCCGGCCCCGGCCGAUGAGCAUAGGGAAUCUAUACUCGAGCGUUCAAUUGGGCCCCUGACAGGAUAGGUGAAGAAUCUUGAUAUUUUUUAUUGGGGCCUACAACUUCUCUAAGCCAACUAGCAUCCCUUUCCACUGCGCAUUUCUCGAACAAAGAAGACGACUAUAGGAUCGAAUUCGCUUUCCAUGGUGAACUGGUCGUCCCAUACCUUCUGCCUGUCUCAUAUGUGUUGAACCAUGUCUUUCUCGGUUCCAG
Messenger RNA from Lactuca sativa (garden lettuce), 1702 nucleotides. Its product is annotated as Cytochrome C oxidase subunit II-like, transmembrane domain-containing protein. Gene Ontology annotation, biological process: ATP synthesis coupled electron transport. The record is from RefSeq and is a predicted model, not a curated record. Gene Ontology annotation, cellular component: membrane. NCBI's taxonomy places the organism in Eukaryota, Viridiplantae, Streptophyta, Magnoliopsida, Asterales, Asteraceae. Gene Ontology annotation, molecular function: cytochrome-c oxidase activity; copper ion binding.